CUAAUUGAUACUCCGUGUAAGGCGCCCGCCUUCGCGGCUUCUGAAAAACUCCCUGGCUCGGGUGCGUUUUUUGUGGCGAGUGUGAGAAGGGAUGUCUUUAUCCCCAAUUUUUAUUUCGGCGAAUGGCGGUGGGUUAUCUCUCAUUUUGUUUCUCUAGAAGGAGAAGCAGCGGAGGAAGUUUUGAGUCGCCGGUUGAACUUGUGCGCCUCAUCUCCCGCCCGCGCAAAGGAUGAGCAGUGUGUGAGAGGACGAGAACCGCGAAGCCAGCCACGUCCCUGCGAGUGAGCGAGAGGCAGCGGGCGGGCCGAAGAAAGUCCGGAGACUUUGGCCGGUAACUUCUAACCCAGCAAGUAUCCCGCCCGCUCCCGAGCCGAAGGAGGAGGAGGAGAACGAGGGAAAGGACGAGCGGACUCCCUCCGCCUGGGGAGGAUGAAGCAGCCGCCGCCUGCGCCGCGCGCCCGUCGGGCAGCCGCGGGAGAAGCCUGGAGGAGCCCCGGGCGGGCACCGCGCCGCUGAGGGGAGGAAGGGAGCGAACGGAGACCCAGCCCGGGACCCCCCGGCCGGACGACGUGCCUGCGCGCCCCACGGAGAGCGGUUUGUGUCGCUUCAACGCCCUCAACGGACACUUUCUCUCCCCCCCCCGUUGCCCUGCUGACACGGGAGUUCCUUGCUCCGCGUGACAGAAUUUCACACACACACGGGUCAGUCAGCCAGCGUCUCUCCUCCCCACAUCUUUUUUUCUUCUCUCUCUCCCUCCCCCCCCCCCAUUUCACUCUCCGCCCCAAAUUAGCAAGCCGCAGCGAAGCUUCCGUUUGUACGAGCGGAGUCCCAGCCACAACCCCUUUUCCCCUCCUCCCAUUCCUUCUCCUAAAAUUUCACCAUCGGAUUUAACACCCCCCCUUCAUCCCCGCCCUCCAUAUUUCUGGAAUCCGUUGGCUCGCCUUCCCCGCUCCGUCCCUCCCUCUUCCCCAUGGCUGAGCCACCCCCUCCCCUCCCAACACCUGGAUUCGGCCAUGCCUCCCCCCCACUGACCCUCUCGCCAGGUUUCCCGAGCCCUCCAUGUGCUUAAUCUGACCCCCCCCCCCGGCGGCUCUCCCUUGGCGCGGAUUCUGGAGGAGAAUUUGGCCACCCGACUUCCAAACAUUUUUUUCCUUCCAGAAACCACAAACACUCCCCUCUUUCUCUUUUCCAAAACAUUUUCCUCCUUUGAACCUUGUGGCGUUAUGAGGUCUUUUCUUGGAUCCCGCUCCCAAGAUCCCUGCUGGAAGAGAAGAAGCGGUGUGGCUACUGUUUUCAUUCCUUGAUCGUGCUGUAAAAAGUUUCUAAACCUUGGAAGGAGAUGAAACUCUGGAUGUUUUCUUCCCUGCUGGACCUCUCUGGGGAUGCGGAAUAUGUAUUGGAGGUGCUGAGAUCUUCGUGAAACCUUUCAGUUCCUCAGAUUUGCCCGUUGUCUGGAAUUACUUUAAAAAAAGCCACCACAACCUCUUCAGACCAAUAUUGUUGUAACAAGGGGGUUUGGCUGGACUUGGGGGAGGGGGGAAACCUUUUGUGAACUAAGACAACUGGAUAACAAGAGUAAUAGGAUGACAUCUCUUGUGGAUCCCAGGAUUAAACAAGCACUGCGGAAAAAGCCAUCAGAAAGAACUCAAGAGGAAUUAAAUACUAUCUACUACUUUCUUCAUGGAAUGGACAUACUGUCUCAUCUCAGGGAGCAUCAGUUAAGAAUUAUGACUUCCAGUGCACGUUACAAAAGGUACGAUGGAAAUCAAGUUUUGUUUUGCUCAGACACUAUUGCAAGAUGCUGGUAUAUUCUUCUUUCUGGAUCUGUGCUUAUGAAGGACUCCAUGUUUUUGCCACCUUGCAGCUUUGGCAAGCAGUCUGGAGGAAAACGAGGUUGCGAGUGUAUUGUAUUGGAGCCUUCUGAAAUGAUUGUGGUGGAUAACUCGAAAGAGAAUGAAGACAACAUCCUGCAAAGGGAAGUGCCCCUCCGACAAUCUCGACGGAGGUUUAGGAAGAUUAAUCAGAGGGGAGAACGUCAGACCAUCACAGAUAACGUGGAUGUUAGCAGCUAUCUUUCGCUUCCUGCAGACCUGACCAAGAUGCAUCUCACAGAUGGUCAACAUCCACAGGUGACACAUGUCCCUUCAAGUCAGUCUGGUUGCAGCAUUGCUAGUGAUUCUGGGAGUAGCAGUUUAUCUGACAUCUACCAAGCUACCGAAAGUGAGAUGGGAGAUGUAGAUCUAACUGGUCUCCCAGAAGCACCAGUUGAUUCUGAAGACGAUGAAGAAGAAGAUGAAGACAUUGACAGAACUUCAGAUCCACUGCUGGGGAGAGAUGUUGUACGGGAAUGCCUUGAAAAGGAACCUGCUGACAAAACAGAUGAUGACAUUGAACAAUUACUGGAAUUCAUGCACCAGCUUCCAGCAUUUGCAAACAUGACUAUGUCUGUAAGGAGAGAACUCUGCUCAGUGAUGAUAUUUGAAGUUGUAGAACAAGCAGGAGCCAUCAUUCUUAAUGAUGGGCAAGAACUUGAUUCUUGGUAUGUUAUUUUAAAUGGCACUGUGGAAAUCAGCCAUCGAGAUGGGAAAACUGAAAGUCUCUGUAUGGGAAAUAGUUUUGGAAUUACUCCCUCUCUGGAAAAGCAAUAUAUGAAUGGUGUAGUUCGGACCAAAGUAGAUGACUGCCAGUUUGUAUGUAUAGCCCAGCAGGAUUAUUGGAGAAUUCUGAACCAUGUUGAAAAAAAUACACACAAGGUUGAAGAAGAAGGAGAAAUUGUUAUGGUGAAAGAGCACAGAGAGCUGGACCGCAGUGGAACCAGGAAAGGACACAUUGUCAUUAAGGCAACACCUGAACGCCUGAUUACACAUUUAAUAGAAGAACAUUCUAUUGUGGAUCCAACAUACAUUGAAGACUUUCUCUUAACAUACAGAACAUUUUUGGCAAGCCCCCUGGAAGUUGGGGAUAAACUGUUGGAAUGGUUUCAAGUAGACAGUCUCAGGGACAAGGUUACCCGAGUUGUACUCUUGUGGGUGAACAACCAUUUUAAUGAUUUUGAGGGAGAUCCAGCCAUGACACGUUUUUUGGAAGAAUUUGAAAAAAACUUGGAAAAUGCGAAAAUGAAGGGGCACCUCAGAUUACUAAACAUUGCCUGUGCAGCCAAGGCAAAAUGGAGACAAAUCACAUUGCAGAAGCCUUCUAGAGACUCCCCACUUUUCUUCAGCCUCCUUGGAGGAAGUGAAAAAUGUUUUGGUAUUUUUGUGGAGACAGUAGAACCAGGAAGCAAAGCAGCAGAAGCUGGGCUUAAACGCGGUGAUCAGGUAAUGGAAGUAAAUGGGCAAAACUUUGAGAAUAUUACAUUUGCAAAAGCCACUGAAAUCUUGAGAAACAAUACUCAUCUUUCCAUCACUGUAAAAACAAAUAUUUUUGUGUUCAAAGAGCUGCUUAGCAGGAUAGGGCAGGAGAAGAAUGGAGUUCCUCAUAUUCCAAAAAUUGCAGAAAAGAAGAAUAAUCGCUAUUCCAUCCCAGAUAUUCCUGGAGAUGUGGAACAGAUGUUUCCGCGCGAGAAAGGAAACAAGAAAAUAAAAGCAAACACUGUGUCUGGUGGAAGAAACAGAAUAAAGAAAAUUUUAGACAAGACGCGAUUCAGCAUCUUACCUCCGAAAUUGUUCAGUGAUGGUAGUGUAAGCCAGUCACAGGACGACAGCAUUGUGGGGACAAGGCAAUGCAGACACAGUUUGGCAAUUAUGCCUAUUCCUGGCACGCUCUCGUCCAGCAGUCCUGAUCUCUUGCAGCCUACAACCAGCAUGUUGGAUUUUUCUAACCCUUCAGCGGUUGGUUUUUACUACAUUCCAGAUCAGGUUAUAAGAGUUUUCAAAGCCGAUCAACAGAGCUGUUACAUUAUCAUAAGCAAAGACACUACAGCAAAAGAAGUCGUAAGCCAUGCAGUCCACGAAUUCAAUUUGACAGGAGGCUCAGAGACCUAUUCUCUUUGUGAGGUUUCUGUGAGUCCCGAAGGAGUUAUCAAACAGAGAAGGCUUCCUGAUCAGUUCUCAAAGUUAGCCGAUCGGAUUCAGCUGAAUGGAAGGUAUUACUUGAAAAAUAAUAUGGAAACUGAGACUCUAUGCUCAGAUGAAGAUGCUCAAGAAUUGCUUAGAGAGAGCCAGAUUUCCCUUUUACAGCUGAGCACCAUUGAGGUAGCUACCCAGCUAUCAAUGAGAGACUUUGAGUUAUUUCGGAACAUUGAACCUACUGAAUAUAUUGAUGAACUAUAUAAACUUGAAUCUAAAACGGGGAAUGCUAAUCUAAAGCAGUUUGAGGAUGUUAUGAAUCAAGAGACAUUUUGGGUUGCCACAGAAAUUUUAUCAGAGCCAAACCAGCUUAAAAGGAUGAAGAUCGUAAAACAUUUCAUAAAAAUUGCUCUCCAUUGUCGAGAGUGCAAGAAUUUCAACUCUAUGUUUGCUGUUAUAAGUGGUCUUAAUCUGGCACCAGUAGCCCGACUUAGGGGUACAUGGGAAAAGUUACCAAGCAAGUAUGAAAAGCACCUACGAGAUCUUCAAGACCUUUUUGAUCCAUCUAGAAACAUGGCAAAGUAUCGCAACAUCCUUAGCAGUCAGAGCAUGCAGCCUCCAAUUAUUCCACUUUUUCCUGUUGUCAAGAAGGAUAUUACAUUUAUGCAUGAAGGAAAUGAUUCAAGGGUGGAUGGCUUGGUAAAUUUCGAGAAGCUCAGAAUGAUUGCCAAAGAGAUUCGUCAAGUCAUCAGAAUGACUUCUGCUAAUAUGGAUCCUGCAGUAAUGUUCAGACAAAGGAAGAAGAGGUGGAGGAGUUUGGGAUCACUAAGUCAGGGCAGCACAAACUCAAACAUGUUGGACGUUCAAGGAGGCGCACACAAAAAACGUGCCCGGCGCAGCUCCCUUCUAAAUGCCAAAAAAUUGUAUGAGGACGCUCAGAUGGCCAGGAAAGUCAAACAGUACCUCUCCAAUCUGAAUGUGGAAACGGAUGAAGAAAAGUUCCAGAUAAUGUCACUUCAGUGUGAACCUGCGUAUAGCACUUUGACAAAAAAUCUAAGUGAAAGACGAGGUGGAAAAGCUGUAGAAAUGUCUCCCAUGCCACUGAGAUCUGUUGGCCAAACUACAAAAGUUCAUCUACAUCAGCAAAACAGAAUGAGUCAAGUCCUUCAGGUUCCAGCUGUUAACUUGUACCCCAUUAGGAAAAAAGCACCAGCGAAGGACCAUGUGACUUUUAGUGCAGGUUCUCCUCAGAAGUCAAUGAGUUUGUCUGAGGAAACAAACAGUAAAAAACAAGCAGAAGACAAUAUAUCUAUGGCAUCUUCUUUGCAUUCCAGUCCUCCUGCUUCUCCUCAGGACUCCCCACGCAAAGCUGGUAAUCCCCAGAGGUCUGAUCACUGCAGCCAGAUCAACCUCUCUGGCUCGUCCUCAUCUCUUGCAAGCGAAGCAAGCAACAAGAACAGUGGACAGCGCAGCUACGGAAUAGGCUAUGCCCUGAUACCAUCUGCAAAAUCCGAGAAUUUUUCAGAUUCCAGCCACAGCGAGAUCUCUUCACGGUCCAGCAUUGUGAGCAACUGCUCUGCUGACUCCAUGUCUGCAGCCCUUCAGGAUGAAAGAUGUCUGGCUCAGGCUGUCGUAGUUGUGGAUUCAGUAGGAGCAGUUGAAAGGAAGGAGCACCCUCACCCGUCCUCUGAAUACAGCCAGCCUUGCCCUGGUUGGCCACUGUCCAGACCUCCAGUGAUCCGAGGCCUGCCAGUCCCAUCUUCCAUGAGCACGGAGGAGAUUUCCCACGAACACAUCACGAUAGAAGCAGCAGAUAGUGGUCGUGGGAGCUGGACCUCCUGCUCCAGUAGUUCUCAUGAUAACUUCCAAAAUAUCCAGAACCAGAAAGGCUGGGACCUCUUAAACUCUUACCGCCACGCUCACUUAGAAAGGGCCAUUGCUGAAGUAGAACCAUCAAGCAGCUGCCCUGAAGAGAUUCACUUGCAGCCCCACGCCCACUCAAACAGCAGCCGGCAAUCCAAAACGGGCAUGGACUUUGACCAAUCCCGGCAGAGCUGGGCUUCAUCGAGUUCUCUGUCAGACGCAUAUGAAGCAAACUGUGGGACAGUGAAGCGGCGAGGACUUGACAGCUUAGCAGUAGAGCAGGCUGAAGUUUUGGACUCCAAAGCAGGUGGCGAUACAACAUACAAAACUGUCACUUCCAGUACCGAGAGAGGCCUCAUAGUGUACUGUGUCACCUCACCUAAGGAAGACAAUAGGUAUAGGGAGCCACCGCCCACCCCGCCAGGAUAUAUGGGGAUUUCCUUAGCGGACUUAAAGGAAGGAUCACCUCACCACCCACACCUAAAACCUCCAGACUAUAGUGUGGCGGUGCAGAGGUCAAAGAUGCUGCAUAGCAAGCUCUCUAGGCUCUCCUCCGCUCCUCUGAGUAGCGAACCAGUGGCUUGUUUUCCAAAGAAGAUGCCUCAGUUGCAUGGCCGACAGCCGUCCCAUCCUAAGCUAGCAGAUAUGACUGACGCAAAUAGUGAAGAGGAUGAAGAUGAACAAGUUUCAGCAGUCUAGCCUUUGCGCUGCCUGUGAAAAUUGCCCCAAGUCACAGUAACAUUGGAAGAAGGAAUUGUACAAUAUUGUUAGCUGUAGCUGACAGCUUGCUGCUAUUGACUUCAAAUGUUGCAUUUGCUUGUCUUCUGAAUAAUAUGACGGACCUAAUCUGGAUCCUAAUUUUGAACUUCUUUUGCUUCACUGCAAUCAGCUUCACAGCCUAAGAAAACUAUUUAUAUCUUGAGAGAGACAGACAACAAUUUCUAAGGAAUACUGACCCUGAAUUGCAGAAAGCAGAAUCCAGAAGGACCUCCCUUUUAACGAAGUGGGGCCAACUUGGAAACAUUCUUCUGCAGGAAACCUGUAGACGCUUUUGGUAGACUUUGCUCAGAUAUUUUCUUUGUGACCGUUACGGCUCUCAAUUGAAGAAUGUUAUUUUACGUGCUUACGGAACUGCCACACUUCAGCGAAACCAAGGAUACAUCUGCAGCAAUCUGAAGAGUAAUUUAUUAAUUUGGAGUUUAUAAUAAGGCUUUGGUUUGUUUGUUUGUUUGUUUAUAUGUGUAUUAGAAUGCUCUGGUUGGCUAAUGUGAAUGCUUUUACAAAGAAAAUAAGGUAACAAAUUAUCUUGGUGUUAAUGACAUGUUUUAUGCUAGCAAAACACCGUGGAUUUCUGAGGAACUGGAUGUCAUGAGUGCAGCUAGAGGUUUACACACAUUGCCACAUAAACCUCUCUUGUAAAAUGCCAAGCCCCGAUGUGUGUAUUGAGUGUGCUUUAAUGUGCAUAGUGUAGUGGAACACUGCCAUCUGUUGGUCCUGUAUUUUAAAACCGGUGAAGUACAUGUGACCGCCGUCCUUUCAGCUAUCAAAUGAACAAGGAAGUACCUGUACCUGCAGUUCUUUUCUCUCCCACAUUCCAUUUUUUGCCCUUCCGUCGAAUUGAAUCAUGCUGUGUGUGUUACGUUGUAUUUACAGCGCAAUCUCCUGUGAAGCCCAUCCAGUGCAAGUCCCCUUGCAACAAAUGGAAGAGGCUGCCAGGUCCUGAACUUUUGAGCUGCAUCCAGUUCGCACUGGAGAUGUGCCCGUCAAGUGAUGCUCAGCUUGAGGUGUUCAAACAAGGAGAACCUUGGAAAUUGAAACGAAACGUUAGGUUUUUGUUCUUCUCCUUAAAAAAACAAAGCUAUAUAUGCACAAUGCUGUGCUUGAUUCUCAGGCCUCAGAUUUACCUGGAAGCACCCCCCCCCCAGCACACUCUCCACUAGACUGAACUCAUAUGAUCCUGGCUGAGCCUUCAUAUCUGGAAACGACUUUGAGGCUAAACCCCAGUGAGGCUUGCCGCCGGUUAAGCUCUGCACUUGAACUGUCAGCUUCCUUGCAACCACAAUGUCUUAGAGAAAAACACAAAAGAGGGAAGGUGUUUAGAAUUUCAGUCUUCGGGAACAAAAACUCAUCACAAAAUGUGUGGCCAUCAAUAACUUUGAAUAUUUGCACUGCAGACUACUGUAUGCUUAUCUUUCUGUCUUUGUGGCCAGGACUAAAUUUAGUGUGCUUCAGCGUCCAGAUUAUUCCAUAUUCUACAUCCUCACCCCCCAAAACCAUUUUGAAUACUUGAGGUAUAGGGUCUUUACAAACGAGAUAACCCACUCUUAGAGCGAACCUGUAAAGUGUAGCCUGUAAUUUAUUACCAUCCAUGGGAGUCCAUAAAUACUGCUCACUAAUCUCCAAUGCUGAGCACAUUUGUGGUUAGUUUAGAAUGAGAAACAGCUGGGGACUCGUGCCUUCAGUUGCUCUGGGAUAUGGAGGCACUUGGAAGCAGCUAGACUCUUUAACUCUCUCAAGUGUCUCAGAAACCUACUGUGACUGCAGAAUCAAGCCCUUCCCCUUGUCCAAGGCUUCGGUGCAGGGCUACAAAGAUGCUCAGUGACUUUGAAGCACUUCUGAAACCCAGGGGAACUGCAGGCACAUCAUCCCAUCCUUUUAUGGACCCUGAAAGUAGUUCUAUUGUUGUGCUUUGGAGGUGCUCUGAUGACCCAAGUUAGGGGAGGGGCAGUGUUGUUUGUGACCAAAUCUUUGGAAUUGUUAUCAAGGCACCAUCCUCCAAAACAUGCAGACAUCUGGCUGUAUUAAAUAUAGUGUGUGUGUGUGUGUGUGUGUGUGUGUGUGUAGAAAGAUAGAUAUAUCUAAGUACAUGCAUAUGUAGAACACACACACACACACACACAAGCUAAGGAACAAAGUAAGUCACUGUUUACAGUUAGGCUAAGCUGAGGUUGCAGCUUUGCUUUACUUAGCCAACCAGAGUACAUGGAGAAGAACUGGAGUUCCCUGCAUUUAUUUUCUUCCUCUAGCAAUUACCCAGUCAAACAUUAUAAAUGGAUGUAUAUUUCAGGUUUACCUGUAAAUCCUAGUAUCUUAAAUGUUUACAAUCUAAGCUAGAAGGAAGAUGUUUGUCAGUUUUAAAGGUGCCUCAGAGUAACUUAUUUUUUUACUGUUCAAGUUGUACUGAGCUUUCACGUUUUCUUUUGAGUCUGAGGCAGAUGCAGAAUCCAAACACAUGUACCAAAAAACAAAAUGUAACUCCCUAAGCCUUCUAUAUGCAUGAUCCAUAUUGACUUAGGGCAGUGAACCGGAGGGUGUUUGGACAAACCUAUGCCAUUUCUGGCAGCCCGCUGAGGUAUUCCGUUGAUGCCUUGUAACAUGGAAUUACAAACCAGAAAAUAAUAGGAGAUGGAGAGGCUCUCUGAUUCAACAUUUAGUUGGCUAAUCACAUGUUAAUACUCUAGCCUUAAGUAUCUGAGAAAAGUAGCUGCGCAAUCAGUCUGCUCUCUUUUCUUUGCCUCCAGGGCCUUAAUGGGAGCGAUCAACUUGUAUGGGCCUUAAUGAAAUAAUAUCAAAACCUGACUCAAGUUGGCAGCCGUGAUUUCUGCAUAUACGGCCAUGUUGACGCAGGCACAGACCAACCCACAGUGACAUUUUCUAGCACAAACCCCACUAGGAAUUCCACAUUAUUGCAACUUCAUCUGUUGAGUGAGACUUGUUUAAGAUACCGUCUUGGUGGAAAGUGUACAUUGGCCACAAUCCAUGAGUGCCAUAGCAGAGGCGGGGAAUAAGCACCUACGCAGCUAAAUAUCGGCGUUGGAUCCAGAUUAAGCCAUUCUUUAGUCCUGCGGUGGGGAGCCUUAUAGCUCUCCUGAUAAUGAACUGCAGUUCCCACCAACCUCAGCCAGCAUGGCUUGUGGUCAUAGGAGUUGCAUUCUAGUGACUUUGGGAAGACCAUAGCUUUCCCCAAGCCUGCUUAAGUCCCCUUAGGCAUGAUUAACUUAGUCUGGAUCCAACCCACGGUGAAGUUUUUACGGUGAGUUUCACCCCCUAGAAUGAGCAAGCUGCUAUUCUGUUUAAGACUUCUGGUUUCCUGUUCAGCCAGCUGACCGCAGUGAAGAACCUCAAUGCCUCUAGCUCUGCAUAACAUGCAUAAAGUGCUAAGGAUGCAACUAUACUUGCCAUUAAAAAGUUUGCAGACCUCAAGCCUUAGCUUCAGUUUUCAUCUUAAGUAUCAAGUAGUGCAUAAGUGCUAACAUAACUGCAAAAGUAAUAGGGAAUACUGAUGUUUUGGGGCCAAUAAUAUAAUUUCUCAGUAACCUCAAAUACUGUUUUAGCUUGCAGGAACAAAACUAAAGGAUUAAGGCCUUCUCGCUUGAGGGUAAUCCUUCUCCAUUUGAUAAUCCUGAUACUCCUUUCAUUUACAUUAUUGACAAAUCUUAAGGUCUGCUCACCUUGUCUGAAGAUCAUCGAACCAGCCAUUUGAUAACAACCACCCUCUUAAAUUUGGUUUUUCCAUAUCUACAGCAUCAGUAAUACUCUUUUUUUAUUUUUAAAAAAGUACAUUGGUGUUCAAGCCACUGCACAUCUUGUUAAUCAUGUUGUCCUAUAGAGCCGAUAUAGUGUAAAUAUGCUCUGGGUAAAUGAACUCUUUUGACUGCUUCCGAUUUGCACAGUGUGAAUUGCCUCAGUCUGUCCUUGCUCUGAUCUUCAUUUGUUUGUUUGCUUCCCGCCCCCCUUUUAAUCAGCUGGUCACAUUGAUCAGGGACACUAGCCAAAAUGGGUGGAUACAAAGAGACAGAAUCACCUUUUUUUAACCAGUUCACAUGAAAACUUUUCUUAAUCCUAUUCUAUGCUGUUUACAUGACUUUAAUUCUUAAUGUUUAUGAGUACAUUGUUGGCAUGUUCUGUGCUUUUGUCCCUUGCUAUAUAAUUUCUAAGAUCAUGUGUUUGAAAUGGCUGCCUCUUCUCUGCACAUAACCUUUAUUAUUGUUUUUUUACAAUAUAUUGUGAGGAAACGUGUCUCAAACCAAACAGGAUAUGUCCUUUAAAGCAGGAAAGUUUGGAAAUCUGAAACAUGGAACCAAUGUCAACUUUUGCCUCCAUGUGGUGACAUGGGUAAGAAGGAGGGGGAAAGUCCUCCUCACGUGUAAGUAGACCAGUGAACUGUACAUCAUUUUAAGCUUGCCCGUUGAGUGCUAUUUGAUGCUGGGCUUAUAAUGUUGAUGAACUACAUUGUGGAAAUGUGCAUAAUAUUGGAGUAGAAAAAGUGUACUAGAUGUACUGAUGUUUUCCAAUUUUGUAAUUUUGAAGGUGCCCGUGUAUUUAUAUGCACUCUGCUUACCCUGAGACACAGUGUCAACCUAAGGUAAACUAAAACAUUGUGUUCUCACCUGAAGAGUCAUUCUUUCUAUGCUAAAGAUGAGAGGACUUUGCACAGACACUAGUAGAGGUGGUGUUUACUUAGGCUUUUGAAAUCACUUCUUAGGGCCUGAUCCUACUGUGAUUUGAAGUAAGAGGUGAGCUGCUCCUCUUUAUUAGCUUGUCUGAGGAGGUAAAACCAGGACAAAAAGAAACCUGGCCCAUUCAGCCAUUCACUUAUCAGCAACAGCACAGUUAUAAGUCCCAUAUAAUUGGCAUUACAUUAAAUGUAAUUUUAAAGAGGAUAUUACUUGCCUUCAAAGCUGAUCGGGAAAAUAGGGGUGAUCCCUUGUUGAUGAAAGCUUUUUAAAUGCCAACAAUAUAAAAAUCGAGUAGGAAACAAAUUUGGCUCUGGUUCACCUCUCUUUUUUUGUCAUUGUCUUGUCUUUUAAUUUUUAUAUAUAUAUACAUGGAAUGCAGUUUAGCUUGGUAUUAAUGACUUUUUGCAUAUGUGAGCAUAUGGGCAAAAACUGCACAGUUGUAAUGGUAUUCUGAUAGCAAUUGUAAAACUGCACAAGUCAGUGAUUGUAAAGUAUUCUGUAACAAGCAAUGUUUGUCUUCUAUUUUUUGAUACCUCUUACACUUAUGUCUUUUAGAAAGACAGUGCCUCUGUAUGCUUUUUUUGUAUUUUUACCGAGUGAUUGUAAAUAUUUGUUAUAUUUUUGGUUAAGAGAAUGUUUAAAAGUACUGUUUAAUAUCCAAUCUACUAAUGUUGUUGGAAUCAAUAAACGACUUACUUAAUAUGGA
Molecule: messenger RNA, 12035 nt
Organism: Podarcis muralis (Common wall lizard)
Lineage: Eukaryota; Metazoa; Chordata; Lepidosauria; Squamata; Lacertidae
Source: RefSeq, a predicted model, not a curated record